Molecule: messenger RNA, 2848 nt
Organism: Dendroctonus ponderosae (mountain pine beetle)
Lineage: Eukaryota; Metazoa; Arthropoda; Insecta; Coleoptera; Curculionidae
Product: nephrin
Molecular function (GO): protein binding
Source: RefSeq, a predicted model, not a curated record
CAGUUCUUCAUCCCGUUUCUGAUUAUGUGUCACAUACAUUCCAAAACCGGUUUGUAUACACUCAUUAGAAUGAUAGAGCUCCAGUGGCCUCCAACCCCGACAGCCGAUUUCACGGCUGUUGUUUCCUGGGCUCCGGUGCACGGACUGUUCGGCCAUAUUCGAGAUUGCCCGGAUUGCUCCGGUGUUUAGGGGCUCACAAUCCGGGUGGAGCCAUCCGCGUAGUCGUGAUGUUGCCGUUGGGGUUGUAUUAUUUGGCCCUUCGUUUAAACGCGAUAAUUCACGCGUUUUAUCUCGCGAUGUAGAAUUUGCGGCUGUAACAUUAUCUCGAAUUUAAAUGCGUUGACAGCCUUGAAAAAUUUACAUUUUUGUGUAAGUUACAUCGGAUCUGAAUGAUCCAGGGACACCCUAGUGGCUAGAUAGUGUAAUUUUCGAGAUCAAACUUUGUGAAUGUGACGUGUUAUUCAUAAACGUAAAGCUUAACGUUAUUAGUACUGUCUUGAUUUUUGGGAUUGUUCGGAAUGACCAUGGUAAGACUCUAAGAAUGUGCGCCUCUCAGAAGAUUUAAGAAUUGGUGGUUUACCGCAACGAACUGUUAAGAUCUGUGGCUCAACUGUUUCUUCACCCAUCAAAUAACCACAAUUGGGAAUUCGAAGGAAGCGGUCAUGUAGUAUGAAGAUGUCCAGUGCCGGGUUUCUGGUUGUCGUUCUGGUGUUACUCGUAACGUGUUCCGUUGCUGAACUAGCUACCGAAUUUGCCGAAGCGAGUGAUGGAAGUACAGCUACACUUCCAUGUCGUCUGUCUACUGGCGACAUUUCCGAUAAAAUAACGAACAUUUUGUGGUAUCGUGGCGCGGAAGAGUCUCCGAUCUACAAAUAUGAGGCUCGAGGAUCACAUCCUCAGCAUACGGCUGAUCCCGACUUACAAAACCGAUAUUUUUUGCGCGUGAAUGAACAGCAAGCUCUACUGAUGAUAUCUCCAACGAAAAGUUCAGAUGAGAGCGUAUUUCAUUGUAAAGUGGACUUCGAGAGGUCACCGACAAAGAUAACUCAUGUCAAUCUGACUAUUAUAGUGCCUCCCACAAAUGUCCAAAUAAGUGACAGCAAUGGACUGGUGAAAAAAGAUGUGACCGAGGCAUAUGCUGAAGGUGCCAGUUUAACUCUUGUCUGCACAGCGACAGGCGGAAAACCCUUGGCGAGGGUAUCAUGGUGGAGAAAUCAAACGCGAAUAACUGAUGAAACUCAGUAUUUCCCAGAUCGUGCCAAAUCGCAAAGUAUUCUAAAAAUUGAGAAGUUGACAAGGUCUCAUCUGCUUUCCGUCUACAGUUGCGAGGCGAACAACAGUAACAAACAACCACCUCUGGUAGUUCGAGUUGCCAUUGACAUGUACCUGCGACCUCUUGAGGUCGUUUUAGUGGGAAAUAGUGCUCGGUUCAGUGCGGGAAAGAUGUACAACAUCACCUGCGAGUCCAGAGGAUCGAGACCUCCAGCUUCGAUCACCUGGUGGAAGGAUGGUCGACGUUUAGAGAAUGGAACUGUAGCGUUCAGUGAGGAUGGCAACGUGACCAGAAGUGUUUUGCAGUUUCUGCCCGAGGCCAGUGAUCAUGGCCUAACUUUGGCCUGUAGGUCUUCAAAUCAACGAAUACCAUUUAGUGAAAUUCAGCGGACGUGGAUGCUCAAAGUACUAUAUCCUCCAAAGGUCAAUAUGACUCUUGGCCAUGGUCUCGAUGGUGGAAAUAUCCACGAAGGCGCCGACGUUUACUUCGAGUGCCACCUUAUAGCAAACCCAUGGGUGCAUCGCGUAUGGUGGUUAAGAGAUGGCGAAAGACUUCUAAGCAACUCAACCGCAGGAGUGAUAGUCAGCAACCAAACUUUAGUAUUACAAGGUGUCAGCCGAAGUAGUUCUGGUCAGUAUGCUUGUGAAGCCACCAAUGAAGAGGGCACUUCCAUAAGUCCAGCUUUCCAUCUACGAGUGAAAUUCGAACCCGUUUGCAAGGAUGGAACAGCCCGAAAAAUUGUUGGAGCUGCAAAAGAUGAACCUGUUCAUGUCGAGUGCAAGGUUGAUUCUGAACCUGCUCCCAUAGAAUAUCGAUGGAGUUUCAACAGCACUCCAGGUAUUUCAAGAGAUUUAAGCAAACACUCUACAGAAGAAGGUGGUAUUAGUAUAUUGACCUACAUCCCACAUGAAGCUGCUGAUUAUGGCACUCUGCAAUGCUACAGCAGAAAUGAUAUUGGUUGGCAAAGAAUAUCCUGUGCAUACCAUGUGGUACCUGCCGGUAAACCUGACCCACCACAAAACUGCGGACUUACGAAUAUAACUCAUCAUUCCGUAGUUGUUUCGUGCCAAAAAGGAUUUGAUGGAGGGCUGAAGCAAAAAUUCCUGCUGGUAUUGUUCUCGGGGGAACUUUUCGUUGCCAACAUAUCCGCGCUCAGUAGCCCCGAAUUUUACAUACCGAAUUUGGAGCCCGCCCAAGAAUAUUAUGCUUCAAUUUAUUCAUUCAACUCCAAAGGUUCUUCAAAGAACACUCAACCAAUUAUCCUUCGCACAUUACCGGCACCAGGUUUAAAAGAACUGCGAAGAUCUACCGAACCAACAGAUAGUCCAAAAACUGGAAUAUCUGGCCCUUGGCUAUACAUUCUACUUGCAGCAGGAUCAACUUUCAUUGUAGCUGCAGCUAUUGGGUUGAUUGUAUUUGUCAUCAGACGAUUUAAGGUGGAAACACCCGUUAGACAUCCCCCGGUUGGAAGGCCGAAGCCAGAAGAAACACCAUCACACUCUCUAGUGGAACCAAUUCUCACCGAUACUAUACAGGAAGAUGAUAACAAUCCUGAUCUUAUACCUCCCACAUAUG